Molecule: messenger RNA, 1979 nt
Organism: Cydia amplana
Lineage: Eukaryota; Metazoa; Arthropoda; Insecta; Lepidoptera; Tortricidae
Gene: Stam
Product: signal transducing adapter molecule 1
Exons: 9
Coding region: 195-1958 (587 amino acids)
Biological process (GO): protein transport to vacuole involved in ubiquitin-dependent protein catabolic process via the multivesicular body sorting pathway
Cellular component (GO): ESCRT-0 complex
Molecular function (GO): ubiquitin binding; phosphatidylinositol binding
Source: RefSeq, a predicted model, not a curated record
CGUACGUGUUUGUCAUUAUCAGUAAUGUCAAUGAAAAGUGUUGUCGCUGAAGCGAUUCAUUGUUUUGUUGUUUUCUUCUAAAUCCCGUUGAUCAUCAUCCGCCGUCCUACAUUCAGUUCGAUUCGCUUUAAAUGAUUCGCGCCGAGUGAUCAAGCACUUGAUGUGAACGUGGUUCGACAGUGAACAAGAAAGCAAUGGGGAUAUUCGGGAACUCAUCGCCUUUCGACCAAGAUGUCGAAAAGGCGACAAACGAGAACAACUCAAGCGAAGAUUGGGCCUUAAUCCUAGAGAUCUGCGACCGUGCGGGCGCCGGGGCGACCGCGGCCCGGGACUGCCUGCGCGCCGUCACUCGUCGAUUGGCCCACACCGACCCUCAUGUGCAACUGAAGGCAGCGACCCUCCUCGACGCUUGCGUUUCCAACUGCGGCCGCAACUUCCUCCUAGAGGUCGCCUCUCGCGACUUCCUUCACGAGUUCCGUCGUCUGCUAUCGCGAGCCCAGCCUCCCGUGGCGCGCCGAUUACGAGGAUUGUUAAAGAAAUGGGCGGAAAACGAGUUCAGAGGCGAUCCGCAGCUCGAUUUGGUGCCUUCGCUGUAUCUGAAGUUACGCGUUGAAGGCCACGAGUUCGAAACCGCCGAGCCGGCCGCCGCGCCCGCCCAGACCGCCGCCUCCGCCGCGGCGCGCGAGCACGACGACCUGGCGCGCGCCAUCGAGCUGUCCCUACGCGAGAGCGGCGGCGGCGCGACCGGCGGCGGCGGCGGCGCGACCGGCGGCGGCGGCGGCGGCGGCGGCGCGCUGUACCCGCGAGUUGAUGAAGCGGCCGCGCCGACGCCGACGCCGGUGCCCGCCGCCCCCGCGCCGAGGAAAGUGCGCGCGCUCUACGACUUUGAGGCCGCCGAGGAUAAUGAACUCACGUUUUUAGCUGGAGAGAUACUGUGGGUGACAGAUGCGAGCGACCCCAACUGGUGGAAAGGGAGCAACGAGCGCGGCGAGGGACUCUUUCCUGCCAACUUUGUCAGCGCCGAUCUCGAGCCUGCUCCAAAGGCCGAGUCGCGUCCAGGCGGCAAGAGCGUCCAAUUCGCGGCCUCCUCCGGGCCUAUUCAAGAGGAAGAGGAGGAACCGGGAAUAGAUGAAGCGGCGUUAGACGCGGCGUUGCUCGCGCUCCACGAGGCUAGCCCCGAAGCACCCGCCCCUGGGGAAGAGGAUCUCGCUAGGCAUGAGGCGCGCGCGCUGCGGCAGGCGGGCGUGGUGGACGCGGCGCUGCAGCGCGCCGACGCCCGCCACGCGCGCCUCACGCAGCUCUCCGCCGAGCUCGUGGACGCGCUCAACCUCUACCACCACCUCAUGCGGGAACCGCUCAAACCCUACAACAUGCCGCAACCACAUGUACCCGGCGUGCCUCCGGGGGUGCAAGGUACUAAACACUGUAUUACACCUCACACGCAGCUCUCCGCCGAGCUCGUGGACGCGCUCAACCUCUACCACCACCUCAUGCGGGAACCGCUCAAACCCUACAACAUGCCGCAACCACAUCUACCCGGCGUGCCGCCUGGUGUGCAAGGUACUAAACACUGUAUUACACCUCACACGCAGCUCUCCGCCGAGCUUGUGGACGCGCUCAACCUCUACCACCACCUCAUGCGGGAACCGCUCAAACCCUACAACAUGCCGCAGCCACAUCUACCCGGCGUGCCGCCUGGUGUGCAAGGUACUAAACACUGUAUUACACCUCACACGCAGCUCUCCGCCGAGCUGGUGGAUGCGCUCAACCUCUACCACCACCUCAUGCGGGAACCGCUCAAACCCUACAACAUGCCGCAGCCACAUCUACCCGGCGUGCCUCCUGGUGUGCAAGGUGUGCCGGGGCCAUCCCUGCCGCCACACUUGCAGCAGCUGCACUACUUCCCGCCGCCCGGCCCGCAGCAUCCACCCGGACCGCCGCCGCAACCUAGGUGCUGAAACCGCGGCCGCGUUGUUAAU